AGGGGGUUCCUUUAUAGAAGAGCAGGAAUCUCCCAGGAAGAAGCAAGCUAAAGUAGAGCCCGUCGAGGAAGACGAGCUCGGAGACGAAUUCGAAGACGAUUUUGAUACCACCCAGAUAGAAAUGGAGACAGAGCAGAUAGUACGCAGGAAGUCUACUAAAGGUAGCGUCGCUGAUGCUGGUAUUAUACAAUAUGUUGAAGUUUACAACUUUAUGUGCCACAAAUAUCUAGCUUUCGAUUUGGGUCCACAGCUUAACUUCAUCAUCGGACACAACGGUUCUGGUAAAUCAGCUAUCCUGACUGCUAUCACUUUGGCACUCGGUGGACGCGCUACAGCUACAAACAGAGGUAGCACGCUUAAGUCGUUCAUUAAAUCAGGUCAAACAUCGGCACAAAUUGUCCUUAAGUUAAAAAACGAGGGUACAGAGGCAUACAAACCAUCUGUUUAUGGUAGUACCAUCAUUGUUGAGCGUACUGUCAAGGAUAAUGGUAACUCCCUCAAGUUGAAAAGCUCAAGUGGUAAAACAGUCAGUACAACACGCCAAGAACUCACUGCAAUUUGUGACCAUUUCAUGAUUCAAGUCGAUAACCCAAUGAACGUUCUCAGUCAAGACCAAGCUAGGCAAUUCUUGAGUGCUAGUCAUGCGAAGGAGAAGUAUGAAUUCUUCUUAAAGGGUACACAGCUCACUCAGUUAUCUGAUGAAUAUCAACUCAUAUCAGAGAAUAUUUCUAAUGCAAGAGACGCGACUGUACGUAAGAAGGAGCGCCUACCUGCACUUGAAGAAGCUGCAAGUAGAGCCCACACGAGGUAUAAAGAAGCAACUAAAGCUCGCGACCAACAACACAAGCUCCUCGAAUUUAAGAAUGAGCUCGCAUGGUCUGUGCCCGCGGCCAUAGAGAAAGACAUAAAUGAGGAGGAAAAAGGUUAUGAAGUCGCUAGACAGAGAAUGGUAGCAAUCGAAGAAGCACUUCAAGCUGCUGAAAUGAGUUAUCAGGAAACUCAAGCUGAAGUAGAUAGAUAUGAAUCAAUGACUUUAAACGAAGACAGUCAAUUGAAUUAUCUUCGUUCUGAGAAGGAAAAAAUUAAUGAAAUUCUUAAAGAUCACAAACUAAGACUCCAGAAUAACAGAAAAGAAGAGGCAGAUCUCAAUCAGUACCUCAAUGAAAUCCAAAGUAGUAUACAAGAUUUUGAAAAUCAGAAAAAGGAAGAGUUCGAGCGUCUCAAGAUCGAUUACAGUGCUCAACAUGCCGAGACACGUAAACAAAUGGAAGAGUUACAUGAACAAAUCCAAGUACACAAUCAAAUUGAUACUGAGUCGGAUGAAAAAAUCAAUGAAGGAAGGGAACAAAUUGGAGAAUUGCAGAACAAAUAUGCUGAAAUCAAGAGACAGAAGGCCACAUGCGAAGCAAAUAUACAACAAUCACAGCAAGAGUUGAUGCAGAUAAAUGCCUCCCUCAAGGACAGAAAAGCUGCAUUUGGUAAUAAGAUGCCGGCCAUCCUUCAAGAAAUUGAUAAUCAAACAUGGAUUGAAAAGCCUAUUGGUCCACUUGGUAGAUAUGUAAAAUUGACUGACAAUAGAUGGAGCAAAGUCCUCGAGAGUGUCUUAGGUGGUACACUCAAUGCUUUCGCAUGUACCAACUUGCAAGAUCGUAGGAAGUUGCUUGGUAUACUGAAGAGAAAUGGUGCUUCAUCAGGUGUCAUACAGAUGGGUGAAAAGAGCUUCGAUUUCUCUGCUGGUGAACCAUCAUCUGAGUUCGUUACGAUUGAUAGGGUUUUGAAGUUCGACAGAGAAGAAGUCAGGUGUAUACUUGUCAACCAAAACCGCUCAGAAUCUUCAAUUCUCGUGAGAGAUCGUCAAGAUGCUGACCAAAUAAUGAGGACACAUCCACAUAAUGUCACCAGUUGUUAUGUAUUGAAUGGUUUAUUCCAAGUUGGUGGUGGUGUUGGAAGCGCUACUAUCACCUUGCAACAAUACAAAGGAGCACCACGUCUAACUACUGACACAUCUGAAGCUAAGAAACUUGCUGAAGAGAGCAUGGCUGAAGCUCGUAAACAAUAUCAAGAGUUACAGAAGGAAGAAUUAACAGUAUCCAAAGAAAUUGAAGAUAUCAGAAAAAAUGCUGAUCGUUACAAAAGCGACAAAGACAGAGCAUACCGUGAGAAACGGAACUGUGAAUACCAAAUUAAUCAGCUUAGAGAAACUCUUCAGAGUGAUCAACCAGUCAACAUUGCUGCGAUUGAUGCUGCAAUCGAAGAACAGAAGGAGGAGAUCACUAAAGUUCAGCAACAAUACGCAGCCAUUGCUACUAAGCAACAUGAGUUGCAGCAAUAUAUUCAGCCACACUUGGAGCACAAUAAUGAUAUCAAGCAGCAAUUGGCUGAUUAUGACAAGACACGACUUUCUAUAGAGGCUAAUCUAAAAGAUGCUCACGAUCAUAACAAUCAAGCAAUGACUACACUAAAUCAUCGUCGCAAGCAGAAACAACAAGAGUCUGUCAAAGUUGAUGCUUACGAACAGCAUAUUUCUAAAAUUCGCAGUGAUUUGGAGAUCGCUCUUGAACAAGCUAGUGAGAUCUGCUCAACGCGUAUUAUGACAACGCGAAGUGUAAACGAAAUACAACGUGACAUACAGGGUAUUGAAGUUGCUCUACGGGCCAGACAAGAAAGAAACGGUUCGAGUAUUGAAGCAGUUACAGCAGAAUACCAUAAAGCUCUCGAUGCAGUAGAAUCAGCACAGCGCGACAUAAAUGACAUGAACAUAUUCAUAAGAGAAUUAAAGAAAGCAUUGGAUUUAAGAACUCAAAAGUGGCUGCAGUUCAGAAAACACAUAGCGAUGAGGGCAAAGUACCAAUUCAUGUUUCAUCUGUCGUCACGUGGUUAUUAUGGAACUAUCCAUUUCAAUCAUGGUGAACGCAGGCUGGAUUUGAUGGUACAGACAGAUGAUCAACUUGCUACACAAGGUAAAAGGGACAAGGAUCCCAGGUCACUCUCUGGCGGAGAGAAAUCUUUCUCUACUAUUUGUCUGCUAUUGUCUCUCUGGGAAGCUAUCGGGUGCCCAAUUAGAUGUCUUGACGAAUUUGAUGUUUUCAUGGACGCUGUCAAUCGUAAAAUCAGUAUGAAGAUGAUGAUCGAUACCGCAAAAUCAUCCACUGGUAUCCAAUACGUGCUUAUUACACCGCAGGAUAUGUCCAGUAUCACUCUCGGCAAGGAAGUCAAAGUACAUAGGAUGAAGGAUCCCGAAAGAUCAACAGCUAGCUAAUGUUUCAAUAUUUAUAUGAAUGCUAC
Molecule: messenger RNA, 3285 nt
Organism: Wallemia mellicola CBS 633.66
Lineage: Eukaryota; Fungi; Basidiomycota; Wallemiomycetes; Wallemiales; Wallemiaceae
Product: P-loop containing nucleoside triphosphate hydrolase protein
Exons: 11
Coding region: 122-3259 (1045 amino acids)
Biological process (GO): double-strand break repair via homologous recombination; chromosome organization
Cellular component (GO): Smc5-Smc6 complex; chromosome; nucleus
Molecular function (GO): damaged DNA binding; single-stranded DNA binding; ATP binding
Source: RefSeq, a predicted model, not a curated record